AUGGCUAGAUAUUUGAUUAAGGCAGGAGACAUGUCAAACAAUGAGAGCCUUAAGAUAAAGUUUUUUCCAAUUUCGCUCACAAAGAAUGCCUUUACAUGGUUCAUCACUUUGCCUCAAAGUUCGAUCCACACUUGGAACCAACUAGAGAGAAUGUUCCAUGAGCAGUUUUACAUGGGACAAACAAAGAUAAGUUUGAAGGAAUUGGCUAGUAUCAAACAAAAGUUUAUUGAGCCAAUUGAUGAUUAUCUGAAUAGGUUUCGAUUGCUCAAAGCUAGGUGUUUUACACAAAUACCAGAGCAUGAACUGGUCGAAAUGGCCGUUGGGGGCCUUGACUAUUCGAUUAGAAAGAAAUUGGAUACCCAAUAUAUAAAAGAUAUGGCCCAACUGGCUGAUAGGGUUCGACAGUUAGAACGUUUGAAGGAAGAAAAGGCUAGGGCGAAUAAAGGUAAAAGGGUAGCCUAUGUCGAUUUCAAAAAUGAUUAUGAAGGUUCCUGUCAUGGACUUUCAGACUUUGACGAUAACGAGAUCGACCUUGUUGAAUUGACGCAAGGGCCACCAUAUGCGUGUAAAGUUUUGGCGCCUUCGAAUGGAAAAAACCCCGUCGAACCAAAAAAGAGUGACAAAUUUCCCAAGAAAACUUAUACUUUUGACAUUACAAAAUGUGACAAAAAAAUUUUUGUUAGUUAA
Lathyrus oleraceus (garden pea) is the source of this 687-nucleotide messenger RNA. RefSeq lists its product as uncharacterized. Bases 1 to 687 code for a protein of 228 amino acids. The record is from RefSeq and is a predicted model, not a curated record. The transcript has a single exon. Lineage: Eukaryota; Viridiplantae; Streptophyta; Magnoliopsida; Fabales; Fabaceae.